Messenger RNA from Microdochium trichocladiopsis, 747 nucleotides. Its product is annotated as uracil phosphoribosyltransferase. Lineage: Eukaryota; Fungi; Ascomycota; Sordariomycetes; Xylariales; Microdochiaceae. The record is from RefSeq and is a predicted model, not a curated record. The transcript has 5 exons. The coding region runs from base 1 to 747 and encodes 248 amino acids.
AUGUCUACCGAAGCUGGGGAACGGCCUCAGGCCGGCCCAACGCAGUGCGUUGGUCCGCCUUACCGGUCAGAGAGCCAAAAACCCUCAGCCACUGUCUCUAAGGAGGUCAACUAUGACAAUGUUGUCACUCUUCCUCAGACUCCUCAGCUCAUCGCCUUGCUCACGAUGAUUCGUGACAAAAACACCGAUCGUGCCGACUUCAUCUUCUACUCAAAUCGCAUCAUCCGUCUGCUCGUCGAGGAAGGUCUCAACCACCUGCCCACAGUAGAGCACACCAUCACUACACCUGUCGGUCGCACUUAUGCCGGCCUGAUGUUUCAGGGCAAGAUAUGCGGUGUCUCUAUCAUGCGCGCUGGCGAGGCCAUGGAGCAAGGACUCAGAGAUUGUUGUAGAUCCGUCCGCAUCGGCAAGAUCCUCAUCCAGCGGGACGAGGAGACCGCGAUGCCCAAGCUCUUCUACGACAAGCUGCCCGAGGACAUUGCGCAGAGAUGGGUCCUUCUACUCGACCCUAUGUUCGCCACAGGGGGCUCUGCCAUCAUGGCCGUUGAGGUUCUGAAGUCCCGGGGCGUCCCGGAAGAGAGGAUCAUCUUUUUGAACCUCAUCGCCAGUCCGGAGGGUGUCAACAGCUUCGCCACCAAAUUCCCCAAGCUUCGGGUUGUUACUGCAUUCAUUGACCAGGGUCUCGAUGAUAAGAACUACAUCAUCCCCGGGCUGGGAGAUUUUGGCGAUCGUUUCUACACUAUGUAG